AUGGAUGGCGAUGGCUUCGAUUUGUAUGAUGACUUGCAGCUGCAGCCAGAGCCAGUCGACCUGAAACCAGCUCCUCCGACCCCUCCGUGGAGAAAGCCGGCCAAGGUGGAGAAGAUCAGCCAGAAGCCGCAGUCCGGGGCGCAAGCUUUGCUGGAGCUUCUGCGUGCUGGAGCAGAGGACUUCCUGGAUGUGGAAGAGGACGACAGGCCGCAGCAGGAAAUCGAAGCAGGUCGCAAAGCAGAUUGGCUUCAUGAGCCUGAUUGCCUCGAGGUUGGUGAUGAUUCGACCGACGCAGUGGAAGCGCCUUUGAAGAGACAGCGGAUCCAGGCGAUGGAGCCGCCAGGUGAGGACGAGCCCCAAGCCGAAAGCGACGACGGGUUCGACUUCGAGUUCGAAGCGGACCUUCAAAAGGCCACGGCGAGGUCGCGGGCUACGGUCGGAUCGGGCAUGCUGAGUGAAGAUGGACUGAGCUGCACGCAGCUGGCUGUGGCAGCCGGGCCUGGGCCUUGCAGCGCUGCAGGUCCGGCACCGGGAACGACUUCCUCACAGUAUGUGUACAACACGCGCACGCAGCGCUGGGAAAGUGGCACGCAGUUCCGGAUGCCGAAGGAUGCAAGACGCGUCCAAGGUAGCGUGCCGAAGCGCAAGGUGAAGCUGUGCCGCUUCUUUGCCAUCUCGGGCUUUUGUAGAUGGGGAAACAGUUGCUACUUUGCACAUGGCGAGGCAGAACUCGCCCUCGGCGGUGAUGCGGUGUCUCAGCAGCAGAUCAUCUCAGAGUGCUCCUCCCGGGCAUGGGACGAUGCAGAGGGAGGCUGCUGCAGCUACGCCCAAGCCCUCGCGGUUCGGCUUGCGCUGCGCUUUGAGGCGCAGCCAGAACAUCUCCUGCCAACGAUGGAAAAGACUGGCUUGCCAGUGUCUGGAGACGGGGCCCGCGCGGCAGUAAAAAUGCUGCUGAGGCUGUGUCAUCCGGACAAGUGUGGGCAUCCGGAGGCCAAGAAGGCCGUCCAGAUCCUCGGGCCCCUGCUGGCGAAGUGCAGUUCGUAA
This is a messenger RNA of Symbiodinium sp. CCMP2456, 1044 nucleotides long. The record is from the annotation of a GenBank genome assembly. Lineage: Eukaryota; Dinophyceae; Suessiales; Symbiodiniaceae.